This is a messenger RNA of Centropristis striata (black sea bass), 8479 nucleotides long. Its product is annotated as arf-GAP with Rho-GAP domain, ANK repeat and PH domain-containing protein 1-like. Lineage: Eukaryota; Metazoa; Chordata; Actinopteri; Perciformes; Serranidae. The transcript is spliced from 34 exons. Gene Ontology annotation, molecular function: GTPase activator activity; phosphatidylinositol-3,4,5-trisphosphate binding; protein binding. Gene Ontology annotation, biological process: positive regulation of GTPase activity; signal transduction. The record is from RefSeq and is a predicted model, not a curated record. The coding region runs from base 333 to 5213 and encodes 1626 amino acids.
UACCGGAAAUACAUAAUUAAUAGCUUUAAAGAUAAAACGCUACAUCAUUGGGCGUCUAUGUGUGUAUUUAAUUUGAAAUUCACAACCGGAAAUGGUCUACUUCCUGACUCUACCUUAACACUGGCUGCCUGUGAGUUGCUGCUGCUUCCCAUCCGUGUGAAAAAUGUUAUCCGCUAUUCUGCGUCGCAGUCGUGGCCGCUACUUUCACCUCGAAAACCAAACGGCAGCAUUUUUUCAGCGUAUUUAAACACCCGGCAAGACUUUACAAGGUUGUGUGAGCCAUGAUCUGAGUUGUCUGCAUUUUCUCUGUGGAUGUAGACUCGUCCUCCUACAUGCUGCACUCACACACAUCAAUCAUGUCUCAGUCUGAAUCCUGUUCGACUGUGUGGGACUGGUUAUGUGUUCUUCGUCUGGAGCAGUAUUCAGAAGCAUUUCGGAGUGCCGGGCUGGCAACGUUACAACAAUGUCACCACCUCACACCAGAUCAGCUGGAGCGGAUGGGAAUCACCUUGCCGGGUCACCAGAGACGCAUCCUGGCUAGCCUCAACAAAACACAUGUUAACAGUGACACACCCUCUGAUACACACACUCAGCUAGCACAGUCUGAGAGAGAUCAGAGAUUGGAGGAACCGGGACAUGCCAAAGUAUUGCUUAGAGAAAGACCCGUGCCUGUCCCAGUGGAAGAAAAACCUGUCCUUAAGGAAAGGGAGCAAAGCGAUGGAAAGAGACCUACACCCAGGGAAAGGGAAAAACCUGUACCCAGGGAGAGACAAGUGCCCAGGAUGAAUGAGGACAGUGGAGAAGAAGGAGAAAAGAAGCCAGUUCCUGGACAAAGACAAACAGCACCUAAAGGAGGAAAAGAAGAAGAGAGGGAUGGAGGUAUAGAUGGAGAGAGGGAGAGGCCUGUGCCUAAAGAGAGGACUAAGUUUCGCUCUAGUGCUACAGUGGAGUGUGACCACAACCUACUUGUCUCUCCAUCUUCUGACACCUCUUUACCCCCUGUGCCUCCACGAAGCACCCCCAACUGCCCUCCACAACGAUUCACCUCUCCCCUGAGCCCCUCACCUCCUCCUCGAGCCCCCGCCUCCCCAAAACUGGACAGACAUGCAGUUAAAGCCCCGGCAGUACAGAGCCGAUCUGGUUCCCAGGGUUCCACCCCAACCAGCACCCCUGCCCAUACCCCCACACAUGCACCACUGCAGCCUCCCAGCUUCCCCUCCGCCCUACCUCGGCCUCAGACAUUAGUCAUUCAGCCACCUACCCACCACCUGAGUGGCGAUGAAGGAAAAGCUUCAACCGUCUCCCCCACUGCUUCCCACAGCGAUGAAAUAAAUGCUCCACCUCUCCCCCCAAAAGCAGGGGUGUUACCUAAAGGCCCUCCACCAGUCCCACAACGGUUCCCUGUACAGUCACCGAGAACUCACAGCCCCUCUCCCACCAAGACUGUCGCUGAUGAGAUCCAGAAAGAACAAACUCCACAGGUCCCACCUCGCAUCAGGACACCCCAAACUCUAGAAGAUGCACAGCAGUCAGCUCAACCUGAAGCUCAGCCAGCUCUGCCUGUGAGAAGAGUCCCCCCACCACCUGAGCCCAGGUUGGAUUCACUCGAUGACAAUUCUGAUGACUACGAGGAGCCAGACUUGUUUUACCCCAGUGUUCAUCGAAUGAAUGCACCAGACAGGGAUAUGACCCUGCAAGUGCCCCGUAUAGCAAAGGGACGGUACAGUUCUUUGUGCAGUGAUGAUGAGCUGUUGGAUGAUGAUGAAGGUUCAACCCAGUGGGAGGACAGCGACAUCAGUAGUCAGCAAGGAAGUAUCUACCUGCCAAAAAAUGGCAGACUGGCUCCAGCUACUAAAGACGACAGCUCUCAGCUUGCUGCUGUCAUCAAGAUGGGCUGGCUGGACAAGAAUCCACCUCAGGGGGCCCUUUAUUAUCAGAGACGAUGGGUGAAGCUGGAUGUCGACUACCUGAGAUACUUUGACAAUGACAAGGAGGUGUAUUCUAAGGGGAUCAUCUCUACUGCCUUCAUCACUAAUGUGACCAGUGUGGGAGAGCUGAAGUUUGAGGUCGUCACAAACAACCGAACAUUUAUCUUCAGGGCUGAAAAUGAAGUUGAACGAAAUGACUGGGUGGCAGUACUGCAGGACUGCACCAGAGGGCGCCAACGACGCAGCACCAUAAACCCUUACUCACCUUUGACCCCAGAGUAUCAGGGCUAUCUGGAGCUCAGAGGGCUACGUUCCAAACUUUAUACUGUUGUCGCCUCAGAUAAAGUCUUUCUCUACAAAAACAUGGAGGAUUUUCGUAUAGGACUGGGAAUCACAUCCAUUGAGAUGAAUGUAGGAAAUAUUAAAGAGACAGAUCGUCGUGGCUUUGAUCUCACCACACCCUACCGCAUCUUCAGUUUCAUCGCGGAGUCAGAGCAGCUGCGAGAGCAGUGGGUGGACGCCAUGAGGGAUGCGAUAGGUGAGGCGCUGUCGAAUAGUGAGGUGGCAGAGCGGAUCUGGGCGGAGCCUAGCAACAGCCUCUGCGCUGACUGUGAAGCUCCCAAGCCGGAGUGGGCUGCCAUCAACUUGUGUGUGGUGCUCUGCAAACGAUGCGCAGGAGAGCACAGAGGGCUGGGUCCUAGCAUCUCAAAGGUCCGUAGUCUGAAGAUGGACAGGAAAGUCUGGACAGAGGAGCUUAUACAGUUGUUCUUGUUGCUGGGCAAUGAGCGGGUAAACAGUUUCUGGGCAGCUAACGUCCCGCCAAGUGAAGCUUUGACAACCUCUAGCUGCAGCGACGAGAGACGGCGAUUCAUCACGAACAAAUACCGCCAGGGCAAAUACAGGAAGUACCACCCUCUGUACGGAAAUCAGAAAGAGCUCAACAAUGCUCUUUGUAUUAAUGUGCAGUGCAGUGAUGUGCUGGAGACGUUGAGCCUGAUUUUCUGCGGUGCAGAUGUAAAUUGUUCAACUGGUAUGGCAAGUUGGCCCUCUGUACUCUCCCUGGCCAACGCACAUUCUCAACCCUUACAGGCGGAGUUCAUUAGCCACAAUCUCAACACAGAGCUACCACGGUCAGAGGUGGUCGGAGGCAUGGAGGCGGUACAUUACUCAGCACCACCUUGUGUGUCUCAUAAUAGCUUCCUGUUCAAGACUGCAUCAAUGGGUCGGGCUAUCACAGAGCGCAAGACCAGAGAGGAGUUCAGUCGCCGCUGGUGCGUGCUGAAUGAUGGCACCUUCAGCUACUACGAGAGUGACAAGAACUCGAACCCUAACGGAGCUCUGAAGGCUUCAGAGAUUGUCUGUUUGGCUGUCGACCCACCUGAGAGACAUGGGUAUGAGCACACCUUUGAACUCUACUCAGAGUCGGAGCGUCUCUAUCUGUUUGGCACUGAUGACCCAGACAGCCACAAGGAAUGGGUCAAGUCUAUUGCCAAGACCUUCAUCCCGGCCUCUGCAGAGCCGUUACUGAGGCUGGCUUUUGUUCGGAUCGGGAAGCUGAAGUGUAAAGACGGCUUGAACCUACAAACAUCCAAGGUUGGUUGGUUUGCUCUAGUGGGCUCCACACUCCACGCCUACCUUGAGAACAACCAAGGAGAGGAGAUCCACCUCCGCAAACUGAAUGAACUCUCGAUUCAACAAGACAAUGAGGUGCUGGUCCUGGUGGAGAGAGGCAGAACUCUGUACAUAGAGGGAGAGAGGAAGUUGGACUUUGCAGGCUGGUGUGCGGCCAUCCAGGCAGCAGCAGGAAGUGGAGGAGACACACUGAGCCAGCAGCAGCUGACAGAGACAGACAUACCUGUCAUAGUUCACAGCUGUAUCGGCUACAUCACACAGUGUGGCUUGACCUCUGAGGGAAUAUACCGUAAGAGCGGUGUGAACUCCCGUGUGGCAGCACUGUGCGAGAGAUUCCGUCGUGAUGCCCGAAGCCUUCGUUUGAGGGAAGGAGAGCACCAGGUGGACGACGUCUCCAACACACUCAAACGCUUCUUCAGGGAGUUAAAGGAGGGACUGUUCACGUCAGAGGACUCCAGCACCUGGCUCAGCACUGCAUCCAUUCAGGAAGAAAGCAACAAAAUCUCUCAGUACAAGAUGCUGUUGAACAGACUGCCUCGUGUCAACAAGGCGACACUACAAGCCCUUAUCAACCACCUCUACUGUGUGCAGCGUUUCUCUGAGCUGAACCAGAUGAACCUCCAUAACUUGGCCAUCGUGUUCGGCCCCACACUGUUUCAGACCGACGGGAAAGACUUCACUGCUGGCCGUGCCAUAGAGGACCUCAUACAGCACUACACGCUCAUCUUUGAGGUGGAAGAGCAACAGCUAAAGAAGCAGCUGGAAGAGAUCACUGUUAUCAUCCAAGUGCGAGAGAAACUCAACACCAAGUUUCCUAGUACUGAACCUGGAGGGCAUUUCAUCUGUACAGUGUAUCUGGAAGAAAAGAAAGAGACAGCAGAGCAACAUGUCAAGAUCCCUGGUUCUAUGACAGCAGCAGAGCUGACCUGUGAGGUCCUGGACCGACGUAACAUCGCAGUUAAAGACAAAGAGUACUGGAACUGCUGGGAGGUCAGCGACAAAGAAGAAAUGGAACGUCCGCUGCACUAUCAGGAGCGAGUCUUACCCAUCCUUCACUCCUUUGGCACCGACUCCCAUCUGCUCAUCAAGAAACACCUCGCUAUGGAGGCCAUGAUGGUCUACCUAGCCAGUAAAGGGGAUGCAUCCAAGCACGGGAUGAUGAAAUUCAGAGAAGAGCGUAGCAUCUUGGGACUCUCCACUGGAAACUUCCACGACCGAUAUUUCAUCCUCAAUUCCAGCUCUCUCAGAAUGUACAAGGAAGUCAGAAGUAACCGUCCAGAACGUGAUUGGUCAGUGAAAAACCUGAAGGUCUACCUGGGUAUUAAGAAGAAGCUCCGUGCUCCCACAUGCUGGGGACUCACGGUGCUUUAUGAGAGCAAGAAACAAGAGAAGCCAGAGAAACAGCAGUGGUAUCUCUGCUGUGACACCCAGUCAGAAAUGAGGGAGUGGUAUGCUACUUUUCUCAGUAUCCAGUACGACGGCAACGUGUGGCCUCAGGAUGGACUCAAGCAGACACGAGUGAGCCGUGUGCUGCCAGAUGCACGUCAUGGUAAUGUGUCACUGAUACCGCUGCGUGGCAGUGAGAAUGAGAUGCGGAACAGCGUGGCAGCUUUCAGCCAAGACCCGCUUGCUCUCUUUAGAGAUGUUCGAUAAUGGUCGCUGCAGGAAAGGGCGGACAGCCGACCUCAGAUGACCUCUGAACAUUCCAGUGACAUCAUCAACUGUAACUGUAAAGGCCAGAAUGGUGGACACUCAUACUGUAUGUGGAUUAUGGCCUUACAUUGCCAUCUGCUCCUUUGAAUAUGAACUGGACCAAAACUUAAACAGACAAACAGGAUCACAUGAUAAAUAUAAGCGACACUGGGCUCCCCGCACAAAUGAAUCUGACUUGACUUGAUGUACAGGAGGAGCAGCUGGGAGCUGCGGCUGUGACUACAAUCACUCACUUUGAUGUGCGACAAGUCUGCCCAAUGUUCCACUGUUUCCAUUGGUCAGUGGCAUGUGACUCAAUCAUGGCAUUGCAUUAUGGGACGAAAGCGUGCAAGACAUGCUGAGAGAAACUUAAAUUUUUUAAAUGUAUUUCAGAAAAGACUUGGGGGUAUAAGAGGCACUAGCAUUGAGUGCUUAACAUUUUUUUUUUUAAAUAGAAGAUAGAAGUUUGAUAAAAACUUUUGGCAAAAUCUGAUUUUAUAGUUUUGUGAUGUUUUCAACUCUCUUUCUCUACUCUCUUUCUGCUCAAUGAAUUGAACGGGAUAAUCCUGCAGUUCAAAACUGAAUAAUUGCUAUUGUAAGUAAGAGACGGGGGCCUGGCUCUGUCCAGAGUCUGGGACUGAGAGGAAAAGCUGAGAGAUGACAGGUGAUGGAUCCGUGUCUGUUACUCCGCAGGACAUUUGCCUGUAAAAUGCGAAACCUUGGUCAGAGUUGCAUUCAUGUGCUGGUGUCCAUUUCUCUGCUUAUGUGCACCAGAAUGUGUGAAUAUGUGUACAUGUGUUAAUGAGUGGGCAAGUGCCUUUUAUCUGUAACAUUUUCUAAGAAGAACAUAUCAAUAAUGCAAUAUAAGGGGAUUCAUAGUGAAUUAUGAUGCAUUUAUAACACUCAUAAACACAUCACAAAGGCAUUAUGAAUGCAUUAUAAUUCACUAUAGAUUAGGUCUUCAUAGAACGUGUUACCAUUUUAUCUUGUAUGAAAUUUGUCCUUUUUGGGGAGUGAAGGAACGAGAGGUAUGUGCUGAAGAACAAUACACAUUUUCUUAAGAUUAAAAGGAGGAAGGUCACAGUUGAGGGCAAAAUGGCCUUUGCCAAACACUGUUGGAAUAUAUGAUGAAGUAAGAUAAUCUUUUGAUUUACUGUUGUCCUCUAUUCUGAAUAAAGCACCUUAACUGGGUCACAUUUCAAACCAUAGUCACAUGUUCAAAACAAUGUUUUUGCUCUGGCCUGAUCAGUCCUCUUCUUAUCCCCCCCUCAGUCCUCAGCACUGCCUCCUCCCCUCUCUCUUUCGCCCUUUCUGAAUCAUGUGAUGCUUAGAUAUACAGUAUAUGUACAUACAUGGGCAGUUUUGUCAUUAACCAGCAGUAUUUAUGAAGUUUUAGAUUAUGAAUUAGCCACAUUGGAAUUAACAUGUCUUUUGUUGUUUUGUUAUGCACAUCUUAGAAUCUGUGCAACAGUUUAUUAUUAUUAUUAUUAUUAUUAUAGUUUGUUCAUAAAACAGGGUGCAGAAGUUCCGUUGAAAUAUAUGUAUGCACAAGAAACAAAUUAAAGUGCAUUAUAAUCUUCUAUCAUUUCCACUUGGGUCAAAACUUGUAUAUAUUUUGUCAAAACAAGAGCCAUGAAAACAAUAUGUCUUAACUGUAUUAACCUGUCACAGUUGCCUUAUGAACUGUCCAUCAUUCCAUCUUCACCGCCUUGUCGUGCUGCGUGUAUGUGUGUGUGCUCCACCUGUAGGAGUCCCCUGUUGUACGGAUGUUUUUUCUUAAUUUAUUUGGACAGCAUAGGACGCUAGAUGCUGUCCUGUAGAGAUCUCAUCAUAACGUUCAGUUAAAUGCUCGUUUUUAACUCCUAUUAAUCACACUUUGUAUGACAAAUGAGUCCAGAGUAGAAUCCACUCCCCCCCUCCCAUGUACUUUAGUUGUUUUCAACAUUGAAUCACACAAUUUAAUAGUUUGAAAGUAUUCAAUCCUAUUAAAUCAGCUUCUAUUUCACCAUGGACUUGAGUUUGGAGACAGUGACGUGUGACAAACUUAUGACAUUCAUUGCGUUAACUAUUAAAAAACCUCACCAGACUGGACAGUAUAACUCUUUGUUUCACACUCUUCUUUAUAUCCUCUGGCAAACAUUUUUAAGUUUGUGCCCUUUUCACAAAGUCAGCUGUUCAAGGCAGCUUUCCAAUUUUCACAUUUUCUUUCCAUUUAUUUCAUGAUGAGACCUUUGUAGAUACAGGGUUUUCUUUCCCCCACAAGUUAGUUUUCUCACCUUGGACACUUGCAAAUGACUUUGACUAGACACACACACAGACUGUGACUUCUGAAAACACUUGGUUGCAGCUAUGAACUUCAGUCAUUAUUUUAUGUUUUAUAUUUAAAAUAAACAACUAAUUUGGAUUAGUUGGAGCAAUGCAAUGCAAGUCAGCAUGUUUUUCUGGCUAUUCUGACUCACAUUCGUCUGUGCAGCAUAUAUACUGUAUGUGCAAGAGGGUCAAAGAUCAAGGUGCAAUGGCAUUAUGAAGAAAUUGAAUAUACCACUGUAUGCAACAGUACAUACUUUGUGAGUGCAGCUGUAGUACGAAGUAGAAGUAAAAGUAAAAAGAACUUUAGCAAACAAGUCAGAUUCUCUAUAAAAACUUUACUGAGCUGAUGCUGUAUUCAGAGAAACACAGCAUAUGAAAGUGAAUGUUGAGUGGAUAGUAAGAAACUUUAUUAAUUCACUUAUUGCAUAUCAAUUUUUUGCACACAUAAUUUGUAAUAUGGUACAGGCUUUACCAUGUUGCGCUCCACAUAGAGUGACCUAGAUUAAUUACAAGAGUUAAUUAUUAGCAUUAACCCUGAUAACAUGUCAGGGAAAGCAAUAUUUUUGUGAUUUUAGGCAAUGUGUUUUCAAAUGCACUGAGCAUUUUCAUACAACACAUCUAUUCACCAUCUAUGUUGUUUCACAUUAUUACUGAAAGCUCAUGAACACAGUGAAGUUGCAACUCAGGAAAAGGGGCUGUUCAAGGAGCACAUGAAUGCAGCAUUUUCACAUUAACUCCUGUCUAAACCUCAUCAGUGGCUCAAUGUAGUAAAACAAAAAAGUAAAAAAGGGUCCAACAGGCAGUGGUGAAUACUUUUAAACAGUGUAUAAUCUCUCUCUUCCUCUUUUCUUAUGCUGUUAUUCUGCAUUUUACUGAUUUUGCAUCUCUGAAACUCUAAUAAACACAUUCAGCUGGUU